Messenger RNA from Syngnathoides biaculeatus (alligator pipefish), 7218 nucleotides. RefSeq names its product solute carrier family 5 member 6a (gene slc5a6a). Lineage: Eukaryota; Metazoa; Chordata; Actinopteri; Syngnathiformes; Syngnathidae. Gene Ontology annotation, biological process: sodium ion transport; pantothenate transmembrane transport; biotin transport. Gene Ontology annotation, molecular function: sodium-dependent multivitamin transmembrane transporter activity. The record is from RefSeq and is a predicted model, not a curated record. The transcript has 17 exons. Bases 1226 to 3148 code for a protein of 640 amino acids. Gene Ontology annotation, cellular component: membrane.
UCGGCCAAUAAGCAAGUUUAAAUUGACGUUUCCACUUGCCCAACUUCUUAUGAAUCCUCACCACCCUCAUUGUAUACGAUACGUAGGUUUUACAGGUCGUGUAGGUACUAGCGUUUGAUGUUUUCCUCAGUAAAUAUUAGAAUACACAGAUGCGUUUUGUUGUUAGCGAGGCAGGCUAGGCUAACUUCAGCCGAGCAACUUCAACGUGAACAAUAUAGCUCCAAUUUGGGUACUAAGAUUCCACAGAUUAUGAUUUUAGUUCACUAAAGUCGUCACCAGGAGCGUCACACGUCGAGUAUUCACAACAUUCGAUCAAAAUUAAGCAGGAUUUAUUCAAUUAUGAUCGAGCUGGCCAGAGCCUCCUGUUUAAGAUGCCACCAGUUUGGGGACCUCAAUCAUAAGCCAAAAAAAAAAUAAAAAUUAUACAAUGACUUUCAAAUGCCAUUGAAUAGUUUUUCAAGAGCCACAGUUUUUCUGCAAGCCAUUUAUAUGUUUCCAUUGACACCUUAUUUUGUUCAAGGGAGAUGUAAUGUUUUAAGCUACGGUUAUCGUUUGAUCUUUUGUCUUGAAGAUCCGUUGACAAACGAACACUACAACGAGAGGUGAUUGAUGCACUUGUGCUGGAGUGAGGAAUAAAGAAAGAAGCCACAUGUGAAACUCAAGAGCAAGUUUCGUCCCGUUAUUCUUAGAUUGAACUAUAACACGUCUCAUUAUAUUGCAAAAUCAUAACAGCUGGUUUUCUAAUCUAUGACCAGGUAAUAAUAAAGGGCGAGUGAUCCAAGGCGUCAUCAUAGGAGACUUUACGUAUUAUCAAACCCAUGGUGUGUCAAUUGCCUCAGUCACAUGGCUCCACAUCCCUCGCAACGGCGAUGUGUUUACUAAACGCAAAUAGUGUCGGGGGUUUAAUUCUAGUUAUAGUUCGGUAUUGCAAUAUUCCGCAGUUUUUCCCCACGCGGCAGGAAGCAUUCUGAGAUAGAACACAAAUGGUGGUGAAACUACGCCCGGACUAGUAAGAAACAUGAUGGAAUACUUUAGUCGUGAAAACGCGUCUGCGGUGUAUGGGAAUGCUAAUUUACUAAGUGCAAGUGAAUCCAACACUGCGCGUCAGGGAGAACGGAGGCGGUCUAGUGACGUCUGACCGCUCUAACCUACCCGACCAGACCUUGACUGAGUAUUUCACAGGCGCACCAAGACUUACCACGGUAAGCCUUUCUUCGGGGUCAUCAUGGGGGCAGUGGACCAGAUCCACUUCACCACGGUAGACUAUGUCAUCUUUACAUUGCUGUUGGUGGCUUCAGCUGGUAUUGGCUUAUAUUAUGCCUUCUCUGGUGGACGCCAGCGUACAACACAGGAGUUCCUGAUGGCUGACCGUUCAAUGAGCUGGCUUCCUGUAUCUCUGUCACUGCUCGCCACUUUCCAGUCAGCUGUAGCAAUUCUGGGUGCACCGUCUGAAGUGUACACAUUCGGGACAGAGUACUGGUUUCUGGGCUGCUCGUACUUCCUGGGACUCCUCAUCCCAGCUCACGUUUUCAUACCAGUCUUCUACAGGCUGCGGCUUUCCAGCGCAUAUGAGUAUCUGGAACUGCGUUUUAACAAGACAGUCCGCAUAUGUGGGACUUUGACCUUCAUCUUUCAGAUGGUCAUUUACAUGGGGGUAGUACUAUAUGCACCAGCCUUGGCUCUUAAUGCAGUCACUGGUUUUGACUUAUGGGGAGCAGUGCUUGCCAUGGGACUUGUGUGCACUCUCUAUACCUCUCUGGGGGGCCUCAAGGCAGUGAUGUGGACUGAUGUCUUCCAGACAGUGGUAAUGUUUGCAGGGCAGCUGGCUGUUAUCAUUGUAGGAGCACAUCAGGCAGGGGGGAUUGCAGAGGUCUGGAGGAAAGCAGUGAACGGCAGCCGCAUUGCGGGACUUGACCUAAACCCAGAUCCUUUGGAGCGCCACACCUUCUGGACGUUGGGUGUUGGCGGAAUCUUCCUGAUGCUGGCUCUAUAUGGCGUCAACCAGGCCCAAGUUCAGAGAUACCUCAGUUCUCGCACUGAGAAAGAAGCGAUCAUGUCAUGCUAUGUGGUAUUUCCAUGCCAGCAGAUCGUCCUGUGUUUAGGUUGUCUGAUGGGGCUUGUUAUGUUUGCUCGCUAUGGAGAAGACAGCCCUCUAAAUAAGGGCAGUGUCACAACAAAGGAUCAGAUGGUGUUAUACUUUGUGAUGGAUGUAUUCAAGGAUCUGCCUGGCCUUGCAGGCCUGUUUGUGGCGUGUCUCUUCAGUGGUGCACUCAGCACUAUCUCUUCAGCCUUCAACUCCCUGGCAACAGUAACCAUGGAGGACCUAAUUAAACCUCAUUUUCCCAAUUUGACUGAGUCUAAAGCCACACUCCUGUCCAAAGGACUUGCUCUGGCCUAUGGCUUGAUAUGUCUGGCCAUGGCCUACCUUGCCUCAAUAAUGGGAUCUGUGUUGCAGGCAGCCUUAAGCAUCUUUGGGAUGGUGGGCGGUCCCUUGCUGGGCCUCUUUUCCCUAGGAAUGUUCUUCCCUUGGGCAAACUCUACUGGAGCAUUGGUUGGAUUAGCAGCAGGCCUUGUCAUGGCUUUCUGGAUUGGCAUUGGCAGUUUUGUAAUGAAUAUGCCUGCUUCAAGUACUGUGUCACCACUCAGUACCGUCACCCCACCCCCAUUUGAGAAUAUACCUACUACAGUUAUGACUUCACUGGUCAACGUGACUACAACCAAACCUAGGCCAACAGGUAUUGCUGCACUGUAUUCAUUGUCCUACAUGUGGUACAGUGCUCACAAUUCAACCACUGUUGUUGUAGUGGGACUCCUCGUCAGCCUACUUACAGGAUCAAUGAAGGAGAAGCAACUGACCCCCGGAACAGUUUACCCAGUCUUGGGGAAUCUGCUUUUCUUUCUGCCUCAACGCUACCGAGAAAAGCUCUGCUGCAUCACUCCUCUAGCACAAAAGCCCACCGAAAUCCAAGCGCAGCCUUAUGAGAGGGCCAAGAAAGGAGCAAAUGGAGCAGCUUACUGCAAAGAGGACGCGGUCACCGAGGACAAAGAAAUGGAGAGCGAUAGUGUGCAGACAGAAGACGAGGAAAGCAGGGCAGCCCUGGCGUCAUGCAAGCUGACUGCUCACUGCGUCGAGGAAACAGCCCUCUAGAACUCCUUUUCACUUCAACUUGCCCUGAAAAGGAAAACUGAAUAAAAUGUGAAGAAGUAGUGAGGUACUGCAAUAAUAUAUCUCAUGAGCUCUGGUAACCUGCGGGAGAAUGCUGUCAAACUUGUAGAGUUCUUCCUUGAGAUAUGUUCCCCUAAACUCACAUCAUUUGCCCAAGUUUUUGUUUUGAGGUACCAGCAAAAUUUUACAUGCGUAUGCUUCACAACCCUGGUGUUAUUUGACAGCAGGACACUUCUUCACAUUCAGCCAUCAUCCAUUCACAUCACUUGCCUUGCACUGGAAGGGCAAUAGCAAUUGGUGGCUCUUAAACUGACUUGCAAACUGCUAACAGACCCACCAUCAAGGCAGCACUAUACCCUUUUUCUUUUUAAAAAUUGUACUGUACAACUAUAAGUCGGCACCUCCCAAGAGUUGAAUGCGCAGAAAGGAAUACCUUUCUCAUUGAUACUUAAAUAAUAAUAAUCAAAGGAGGACAAGUAGAAGUUGUGACUUCAGCCUGGUAGCAAGCAGUAAAAUGUCACAUUUUCAAUGAAUCUAGAGAAAAUGGAACCAUGUAUAAGAGGUGUUAUUUGAGAGUGGAAAAUGACAAUGAACAAAAACAAAAGCCUUCAUUUUUGUGCUUUCCAGUGUACUUAACACGAUUUUGGUCUAAUGUGUGGUUUACCUGCUAAUCUAGUUGUGUGUCGAUCUAUGUUUCAUACUUGUCAGUGCGUGUGUUCAGAUCAUUGCAGAGAUAGUUUGAGUGAAAUCGAACAGAUACGUUUAAAUGAUUUGUUUCAUUUUCAUUUGUCCUAUUUGCAACCAUCCUCUGUCUUCAAUUCUUCAUCUGCGAUCUGGAACUCAAUCUUGUGCCACCGUAAUUUCUCAGUGUUUUAAAGGUGAUUCCAUUCACCAUCGUAGUAAAAACCCAUUAAUAGUUCUACUUGUAAAAAAAAUAAUAACAAUAACAUGGUGUUGGCAUCCUUGCCUCACAUUUCUAAGGUUUGAAUCUUGGCACUCAUGACAACUCUCAGUAUAUGCACUACAGUUCUACACCGAACACUACAUUUAACUGUGCACAGCAUAUUGAACGACAUCCAUCCAUUUUCUUUACAUCUUAUCCUGACUAACAUUGCAGGGAUGCUGGAGCCCAUCCCAUCUAUCUUUUAUACCCUGAACUAGUCGCCAGCCAAUUACAGGGCACAUGUAGACAAACAGCACAUUGGCACUCACAUUCACAUGUAUGGGCAAUUCAGAGUUAAAUCAACCGAUGAUUCAUAUUUUGGGGAUGUGGGAGGAAACGAGCACCGUGCUGCCAUCCCCAUGAAAUGCCCACAGUAAGCAAAGCACAUCUAAUAUGUCAAACACUGCAACUCUAGUGUUUUCAUUGACUCAUUUCUUGCAUGUCUUGUGGUACGAGCGAAGACAGGGCUGACGGCAUACAAGCUUGCAAAUAAGGAAAUGAGAUUAAGCUAAAAUGUAUCCCCGUUGCUUCAUUAUGCACGUUCCAGUUUAAAUUUAAUACUCAACAUUGAUGUGGUCAGCUGAGAGGAUGACAUGAAGGGUGUGCCUAUACAAGUCAUUGAUCAUUAGAGAAAUUCUUACUCUGUCAGUGGUUAAAAACUAUUAGCUCAGUGCAAACAUUUCUGGACAUUUUCAAAUUUAUAUGGCACAGUCUUUGUGUUUACUGGUCUGAUUAAGACCAAUGUGUCAAAAUGAUUUAGAAUGAAAUUUGGAAAUUGUCACCAUACCACGGCAGACAGGCCAGCUAUCUGGAAAAGGGUGGCAUUCAAAAGCUGAUUUCAGUGAUUUGAAAUUGUAAUGCUUCUGUUAACCAUAUUGCUUGGUACAGGAGAUUUGAAAGUGAGCGACCUAAAAUAGCUGCAGCCUCCCCUAAUAUUGCUGUCGGAAUGGUUGUUUCUGUACCGUUGUUUAUUUCGGUAUCCAAACUCUUUGUGACAUUGGUUUGAAUGAUGGGAUCUAUGAGGCACUGUCAACAAAAGUAUAAUGGGCUUAAUUUUAAUUUCACGUACUAAUAAUUUAUAUAUGCAUACAAUUCUUUCAACUCGAUUCUGUCAUGCAUCAUAAUGUUAGAGGUGCCUCGUUUGUUCAUCACACUGUUGUCUGAGCGUUCCAGGAUUUUUUUUUUUACACAAUGUCCCUCAACAAAGACCUAUUCAAAUGUGUUCUAUGUUGCCAAUAUGUGACUAAUUGGAGUCAUGUCUCUCUCAGCUAUGGUUUUAUCACCUUUGUUUUUUGGAAUCAAAGAAUUCUUGCCCAUCCCAUAGUAACUCAGCCAUCCAUUGUGUUUUGUUUGAAGUGAAUUUUAUCAAAACGUGAUAAACUCCACAGCCAUGUUCAGUCGCGUGGCUUCCAAUGGUUUGUUUCAAGACAACAAUCUGACCUUACGCUUUCCUUAAGGGAGAGCUGAGGUGGAGAAAUGUGGAUUUGUAAAAAAGAGAAGACUGUCUAAGUUGCCUUACACACGCCCCUGUUUCCACGAAACUGGGGUUUUAAACCAUAGUUAUGACAAUCAAGCUGGCAAAGCCAACUGGAGAAAAGCAGCAGCUUAGUGUAUUUCAGUUUUGCACUCGGACUUGACUGUAGCUCGCUGGUUGGACCUUUUGAAGCCAAGCAAAUGUUUGUUUUGUCCUCCUGAAAUACCUCAAUUUGUCCAACACGUAUAAAAUAUAAUGCUUAUUUAUGCAUAUUCUAUUCUAUUCUGCUAACAGAGAAUCUAUUUCAAAUCAUAUUUUUUUUAUAAUUUCACAUUGUGUAUCCACACAUUUCAAGAGUAGAAAUGUGGAAUUCUAUAAGCAAUAGCAUUUUAAUUAUUUUUUUUUUUGUGACUGACAGGGCAAAUUGGGAAUGUAGCAGUCCAUUUAAAAUUUUUAUUUUCAUUUUUUUCCCUUUGUUAUUGUUUUUCACUAUGCUACGUCCCACAUUCAGGCUGCUGCAUUCACGUUUUUAUGUGAUUCAAACUGAUCAUGCCUAUGUGAUGAACCUUUUUAUGAUUGCAUUAUUGCAGAUCCUUCAUAGUACCUGAAAUUACUUGAAGUGUAUGUGCCUGUAAUGUUACCUUAAUGAUACAUUGAUAAAUCCCCUUUUACACUCUGAUAAAACCAAACUGAAGCCCUAAAAUUUGCCUAGUUUAUUGAUUAUUUUUGCUAAAAUUCCUUGGUGAUGUGCAUUGAAAACUUUAAAGCACAAAACGAACUCUGUCUGGUAUUCUUUGUCUAAGACAGUGAUGUUAAACUCAUUUUUUGUCACAGGCCUCACUGAUUACAGUUCUCCUCAAAGGGCUGUUAUGACUGUGAAACCAUAAAAAUAUGUAACGGCCUCAUCAUAUUUACACAUGGACUUUAUGAACUAGUUUUGGAAUCAGAAAUCAAGAGUAAUGGAAUUUUCAACGAUAGUUGAUGCUUAGUAACACAAAAAUGCUAGCAAUAUCUUAAUGUUAUCAUUUAUGACAAUUGGAAUUUUUUUUUUUUUAAUCAUGGAAGUUGAUACACAUGAUUUGGCUUCGUGGGCCACAUAAAAUCAUGCAGUGGGCUGUAUCUGGCCCCCGGGUCUUGGGUUUGACACCUGUGGACUAAGAUGAGGGCCAUCAGCUGGUCAAAAAGAAAAAAGUCAGCGGGCACUCCAAGUCCAAUAUCAAUACAAGAUUCAUAGUCAAUUACAGGCUAGAAUGCACAAAAAUAGCAUUUUUGUGUGAGAAAAACAUAUCACUUAGUAAUUUCUGCCUUGAAUAAAUAUUGUUCAGAGCAAUAUUUAUUUGUCACAUCUCAUCUAACUUUAUGCAUUCCAAAAAAAAAAAUCAUGGUUGAGCCAAUUUGUCACCUUUGGAUGUGCCUUUAUUUUCUUGUAACAUCUUAAUUGUUGUGCAUGUCAGAUCUUGCCAUGGAUGAAUGAUUUUACGAUACAAAUAAUAUUCCUAUCUGUGAUAAGGAAUUAUGAGAUAGAGAAAAAUGGUUUACCUGUUGAUUCAAUGGCAACUUUAAUUCUUAUGGUUGAAAAAAAUGUCACUUUAUUGGUUGUACGUAUAUUUACUUGAAAUAUUAAAUUGAUUUUAA